This is a messenger RNA of Notechis scutatus (mainland tiger snake), 1486 nucleotides long. NCBI's taxonomy places the organism in Eukaryota, Metazoa, Chordata, Lepidosauria, Squamata, Elapidae. The record is from RefSeq and is a predicted model, not a curated record.
UGAUCUUGGGGGGAGGGGGAGCGCAGAGGCGCAUGCGCAAAGGUAUUUGUGCACCGCGCAAGAUGGCGGCCCCCAGUCAAGCCAUGUUGCUGUGUGGGAACAUGGCCUCUUUAGCCGCCCGUGUGGCUUUUAAUAGGUCUUGUGGGCUACGGCAUAUACCCACAACUUCCCUCCUGCUGCCCGAGCAAUUGGCCUUUCGUACAUAUUGCACAGAGGUCAACCAAGAAGAACCCAAAAAGCCAGAUGGUCGUGAGGUAGAUUCACGUUACAAAGAAAUGCCAUGGAAAUACUUGGAGAGUGAAGAAUACAUAACUAAAUAUGGCAACAAUCCCGUCUGGUUUGGAUACAGGCGUAAUUUCAAGGGUCAGGUUCCACCACAGAGAACUCGGAAGAUGUGCAUUCGAGAGCGAGUAGAGCCCUAUCAGUUGGCAAUCGACCGCCCAUCAGAAAAACUUCUGUGCUUCCUUCGUAAACACUAUAGCCUCAGUGACGUAAUCCCCCAGGUGAAUAAUUUUGUAAUUUUCCAGGGCUUUUUCAGCCACCAGCAUGCUCCAGCAAGAAAGCUGCCCCCAAAGCGCUCUGAGGGAGACAUAAAACCGUAUUCGCUGUCAGAUCGAGAAUUCUUGAAGGAAGAGACUGAGCCACCUUGGCCUUUCAACCAGUCUCGGGCACUGACCCGCUCAAGCAGUGUGGGGAAUUCUCCAGUGCGAGGCUGCCUCAAACCUUUUCUCAACGAGCAAGAGUUGCUGAAGAACUUGCGUCUCUGUCCCCCACACGCAGCUGCUCAACAUCUGAUCAAUGGUGAUCCGGGCAACUUGCUUUCACAGAGGCGGAGAACCAGGGGGAGCUCUGAAAAGGACAGCCUGAUAGCUAAAAAGUGGUCCUACAGCCGCUUCAAGAACUCUGCUGAAAGUGCAGAAGAGCCUGAGAACAGACCAGGGGAUAUAAAGGAUAACUCUGAUUCACCAAAAGCAACUCAGAAAUCAGACAGCAAACUUAAAGGCACUGUUCUGAGCCAUCCCCAUGAUCUAGAACCAAUGAUCAUUAGGCAGAUGGAAGAGACAGCCCAAGUUCCUGAAGAAUGUUCACCUCCCAUGAUGGAUGCUCAAGAUCUCGAUGAACCAGCCUUUGGGGAAAAGACAAAGAACUCCAAUGCUUUAACAGUCCCCUACAAGAAUGCCAUUGGCAAAAGUAAGCAUCAUGUUCCCUGGAUUCCUCUGAAGCAGAAUAAGGGGCUGUACAAUCUGGCUCCAAACUCAUGUCAGAGGAAGCCACUGUGGAUAGUAGCAGGAAGUCCUUAUGAAGCCAAGUGGAUCCACCACAAGUAUCUGUAUUGCAAUACUAGACCUUGGUAAAGGAAAUGAGUCAAAAUCAUGGCUGUUGAAUUAACAGAUAAUGUUGUCUAUAGGAAGUAGGAGAACAUUGCCAACAGCCUAUUUAAAGUAUUAAUUAUUGAAGUAUUCAUAUUCUCCGUUAUUAGAUCUGA